AUGACGGAUAACCAAUCUGCCGAGGUCGACAUAGACAAUAUCAUUGACCGGCUCCUCGAAGUGCGUGGCUCGCGUCCCGGCAAGCCCGUGCACCUGGAGGAGUACGAGAUCAAGUAUCUGUGCUUGACAGCGCGUGACAUUUUCAUCAACCAGCCGAUUCUCCUGGAGCUCGAGGCUCCGAUUAAGAUUUGCGGUGAUAUUCACGGCCAGUACUACGAUUUGUUGCGUCUGUUUGAAUACGGUGGCUUCCCGCCGGAGAGCAACUACCUGUUCCUGGGUGACUACGUGGACCGAGGGAAGCAGAGUCUCGAGACCAUCUGCCUGCUGCUCGCGUACAAGAUCAAGUACCCGGAGAACUUCUUUAUUCUGCGUGGCAACCACGAGUGCGCAAGCAUUAACCGCAUCUACGGUUUCUACGACGAGUGCAAGCGUCGCUAUAACAUCAAGCUGUGGAAGACGUUUACGGACUGCUUCAACUGCUUGCCGAUCGCUGCUAUCAUUGACGAAAAGAUCUUUACGAUGCACGGUGGUCUUUCGCCCGAUCUGCAGAGCAUGGAGCAGAUCCGCCGCGUGAUGAGGCCGACGGAUGUGCCGGAUACCGGUCUUUUGUGCGACCUGCUCUGGUCGGACCCUGACAAGGAUAUCUCGGGCUGGUCGGAGAACGACCGUGGUGUGUCGUUCACGUUUGGUCCGGACGUCGUGUCGCGGUUCUUGGCAAAACAUGAUAUGGAUUUGAUCUGCCGUGCUCACCAGGUGGUCGAGGAUGGCUACGAGUUCUUUGCGAAGCGGCAACUUGUCACUCUGUUCUCCGCGCCCAACUACUGCGGCGAGUUUGACAAUGCUGGUGCAAUGAUGAGCGUCGACGAGACCUUGCUUUGCUCCUUCCAGAUUCUGAAGCCCGCUGAAAAGAAGCAAAAAUACGCGUACGGGGGUAUCAAUAUGGGGCGGCCGGUUACGCCGCCCCGUAAGCAGAAGAAGAAGGGCUCUGCGUAA
This is a messenger RNA of Malassezia japonica, 993 nucleotides long. It is a transcript of the gene GLC7, whose product is annotated as protein-serine/threonine phosphatase. The coding region runs from base 1 to 993 and encodes 330 amino acids. Gene Ontology annotation, molecular function: protein serine/threonine phosphatase activity. NCBI's taxonomy places the organism in Eukaryota, Fungi, Basidiomycota, Malasseziomycetes, Malasseziales, Malasseziaceae. Gene Ontology annotation, cellular component: nucleus; cytoplasm. The record is from RefSeq and is a predicted model, not a curated record. The transcript has 3 exons. Gene Ontology annotation, biological process: regulation of mitotic cell cycle; chromosome segregation.